Messenger RNA from Ruditapes philippinarum (Manila clam), 1856 nucleotides. RefSeq lists its product as uncharacterized. The transcript is spliced from 2 exons. NCBI's taxonomy places the organism in Eukaryota, Metazoa, Mollusca, Bivalvia, Venerida, Veneridae. The coding region runs from base 117 to 647 and encodes 176 amino acids. The record is from RefSeq and is a predicted model, not a curated record.
AUCAUCAAUGACGUCAUAGAAAAAUGAACGUCAAAACGUCACUUGACGACGGCAUUAACAAAGCGGCGCUGGUCAACGAACCAUCAACAUCGUAAAUAUUCUUCACAGCCAAAAAAAUGGCUGAAAAGGAAGAGAAAAAUCCGUUACCACCUAUUAUAGAUGUCAGAAACAUGGGAGAUGACACUGGCGUCAUCUACCAAAACUUCAGCAGCACGAAGAAAGAAAGUGAAGGAGAAAGAUUGAAAAGAAUUGCAGAAAUGUUCUUGGCAAAACCAGGGAACCAAGAAGAUAGGAGAGAAAGAGCCGAUGAAAUAAACAAAAAGGAUAAGAAGUUGUCAAACAGAAUGAGAAAGAAGAUUGCGAAGAAGAAUAAGAAAAAGAAAAGGGCUGAGAAAAAGCAGAAAGCCAUUACAGAAGCCUCUGAGAGUGAUGGUCACGAGGUCCAUAAGCCAUUUGAAGCGUUCCUUGAAAUUGAAGUUGCAGACGACAAGAGAGAUGAUCACGUGGUCCAUAAGCCAUUUGAAGCAUUCCUUGAAAUUGAAGUUGCAGACGACAAGAAUAAAAGCGCAAAAUAUCCUAGCUGCUUUGGUUUUAUCAUGGCAUGGUUUGAGAAAAGGAAAAAGAAAAACGCUUUCGAAGAAAAUUGAUGCAAAUUCACACAGCUUGUGUGUAAGUUCCAGUGACAUUUUGAUUGAGAUAAUAAGUUCCGCACGUGCCAAUGAAGCUGACAGCUUAACUGGAAAUGGACUGAAAGAGGAUGUCCUGGAAAUUGAGGACGUCGAAUCAAUUUCAUUUUAAAAUUAUGUGCUGAAAGACUUAAACCCACGACAAGUAGGCUUAUUUCUAAUUUUUUGCUGGUCACGUGAUAAAAUAUAUAGUCAUACAAUUUAACAAAUAUUUGUAAAAAAUGGAUGGACAUUUUUAAUAACCACUGUUAGCAGAAUCAUCAAACGUUUUUUUUUUCAUUUUUAACAGAUAAUAGAAAUAUUUGCAUAUUUAAUUCACAGUUGUUUUUAUAUAAGUUACAAACAUAUUUUCAUCUUUUUCAUUAUAUUAUAUUUCUUUGUUACAAUAAUAGGAAUAUUUGCAUAUUUACAUUUUUCUAUUAUGUCACUCUUUUUUUAAGUUACAAAAUACUUUUUAACUUUUCAUGAUAAGGCCCGUAGUAAAAUAGAAUCACAAUUCCAUUGUACUGUUUUUCCUUGCAUUUUUUUUUACUUUCAAACACAUAGUCAUAUAAUCAGUCAAUAACAUCGAUUGAUUGUCUACACUAUUUCAGUGAAUGAACGCUUGUAUACGAGUCUUGCAUAAAAAAGGAUGCAAUGAAAUAGUGUUUGAAAAUGCAAAAUUAAACUAGGAAAAUAAUGUAUAGAAAAUUUCAAAAAUAAUUUUCAACUAUAACAUUCCCUGCUGAGUAAAUAUAUAGAUAACACUGGAAUUAAUUAUCUUGAGCCUUUAUUGCAUUUCAAAACAUAUUUCAAGAAAUAUUUCAAUAUUCCCAACAUUUUCAGAUCUUUUGCUUUUUUAAAAAAUUAAUUUAAAAUGUUAUAUUAGGUCCGUACUAUAUUUUGUGUAUUUUGAUAUGAUUUAACAACCAUUUUUGACUACAUGUUCUUAUUUUUAUUAUUUUUCUGUUUCCAUUUUUCUAACAUUUCUUUUAAACAUCAAAGAAACUCUUUUGAUCACGUGACCAGCCGUUUGGCACCCCUAAAGACUGCUUGAUUGUGAGGUGGUAGUCUGUUUGUACCUUUUUGGAAUUUAUCUAUUAUCUUAAAAAGAUAAACAAGUUUUCUAAAGUUAUAUUUACUUGAAACGAAAGAUCUAUUGAAGUUUGCAAUGCAUUAAAAACAAGUUUA